Molecule: messenger RNA, 312 nt
Organism: Hyaena hyaena (striped hyena)
Lineage: Eukaryota; Metazoa; Chordata; Mammalia; Carnivora; Hyaenidae
Gene: BLID
Product: BH3-like motif containing, cell death inducer
Source: RefSeq, a predicted model, not a curated record
AUGGGGAUCAGCCAGGAGAGACCUUUCUAUUAGAUCUUGGACACUGGGAGCGUACUUUGUACUGUCUGGAUAGGCCGAGCUUCUGGCCAUUGUUCCAUUUAUCCAGAGCCAGAAGGAGCCCUCUUGUCUACAACAGGAACACAGUUGCCAGGAACACUUUUCAACAAAGAGCCUAUAUUGCCCAAGAAUACAGUUUCCUCUUACAAUCUUGGCUCCUUCACCUUGAGGGGGAUCCUUCUUGGAAAUGUACUCCAGAGGCCUUCCUAUUUAACCAGGAUGCAAAUUGCAUUGCUACAUAAUUCCCCCUGCUGA